UUUGGUUAAACUUGAAAUGCCUGUUGUCUCAGUAAGCACCGCAAAUUCCUCCAACUUCCUUCUCUUAUGCACUCUCUCUCGUUCUCCCGUUCUAUCCUUCUCUCACCACCGUCCAUUUCAGCCACUCACUUUUUCCUCCGCCGUCCUCCGCCUUCCACGCUGCCGCGCCGCCUCCCCCGGUCCUCCGCUCCCGCCUUCCGGAAAUGACUCAAAGCACCUUAAAGGAGCAGAUGUUGCUACAUCUUUAUCCAAUAUUCAAGAUAGAAUACAGAUCUUCUUUGCUGUUCUUUUCUGGAUGUCUCUAUUCUUUUGGGCUUCUGCCUGGGAUGGGAGGAAUAGACCAAACAAGGGAUCAGGAUUUAGAAAAUAAAAUAGUAAGCAUUUAAUUUGUAUAUAUCGAAUAUAUAACUUGGGGGAACAGAAUUAUACAGCAACAAAAAAAACCAUGCAACUGUCUCAAAUAAGUAUUAUUCUCCUCAAAAUUUCUGCUUUAGAAUUUCA
This is a messenger RNA of Cajanus cajan (pigeon pea), 501 nucleotides long. Lineage: Eukaryota; Viridiplantae; Streptophyta; Magnoliopsida; Fabales; Fabaceae. The record is from RefSeq and is a predicted model, not a curated record.